Molecule: messenger RNA, 4544 nt
Organism: Etheostoma spectabile (orangethroat darter)
Lineage: Eukaryota; Metazoa; Chordata; Actinopteri; Perciformes; Percidae
Gene: ssh1a
Product: slingshot protein phosphatase 1a
Exons: 14
Coding region: 923-4039 (1038 amino acids)
Biological process (GO): negative regulation of actin filament polymerization; protein dephosphorylation
Molecular function (GO): phosphatase activity; actin binding
Source: RefSeq, a predicted model, not a curated record
AGUUUUGGGAGAUUGCCAGUUCUCACUGCCCUUUCCACCAAUGCUUGGCCCAUGUGUUAAGCUCCCUGGAGGCACUAGCUUGGAUUUUGUUGAACCUUAAGAUGGCAAUCACAUGGUGACAUCCCCUUAGAAAGUUUUAGCCAAAAGUUCUCCUCCUGUUUUUUUGUCUUUUUCCAAUUGAGCAAGUGGUCUUACUUGCCCCGGAAGACAAAGAGAGAAAACAGCACUCUCGGUGAGUUUUGGAGAGCUGGUUUUUGUUGGAUAGCAACACAAGAUGCUGGAAGUGGACAUGUUUUGCAUUAGCAAAAGAGGAAACUUGUUGUUCACUUUGUACUGUGUCAGACCUGAUGGAUGAGAGAAGUAAAAAAUCAAAGAGUUCUUGAUAAAGGAAUGGGAAAUAGAUCUAUCCCUUGAAUUCUACUGAAUUCAUUGUUCUCUAUAACCUUCUGACUUUUGCUCAUUUGUUUGUUGAAAAGUGAAAGACUCUGUGUCUCUUUGGGAAAGUGUACAAGUGCUUAUCAUGAAUGAAGGAGUAAAAUUUACUACUGCUCUUUUUUUUCUUACGGUGGUGAAUGCGUAAUCAUACUCUAAAAGAGCCACAGAGACAAAACAGACUGAAGGCACAGUUGUGGAGACUGCAGUACGUCCCACCAGGCAGGAGUCUGACCCACGCUCAAACACACAGACACACUCCGAUGACGGAGGAGGAGGAAACGGGGAGUGGCAUCUGUACAGACGCAGCUUCUUCACUGAGUAGCACAGAUGAGUGCAGCCUGUCAGUCAGUCUGUCACUCAAGUGUGAUGGGCAGAGACCUGAAACCGUCAUUCUUCUUCUUUUUGCACUAUGCUCCUUCACUUUGUCUGGAAGUAGAUGAAGAGGAGAUAGCUCCCGGCAGUCCUGGGUUUCGAACUAGUCAACAGGAUGCAUCUGGUUGUAGAACCCAUUCAGGAGGCUGUGCUGAAGAUGCUACCUUAUUUUGUGGAGAAUGCUGUUUUGACCCAGAGUGAGAUAAACCGCAUCCUGAGUGAGAGCUUCUUCAUGGUGAAGGGUGCUGCUCUCUUUCUGCAGCAGGGGAGCAGUCAACAGAGCCAGAAAGCACAUCCUCACCACAAACAUGCAGGUGACUUACCUCAACACUUGCAGGUGAUGAUAAACAUUCUUCGCUCGGAGGACAGAAUCAAACUGGCGGUACGGCUGGAGAGUGCAUGGUCAGACCGUGUACGGUACAUGGUGGUGGUGUACACCAGUGGGCGACAAGACACAGAGGAGAACAUCCUACUGGGAAUCGACUUUACCAGCAAAGACUGCAAAAGCUGUUCGAUCGGUAUGACGCUACCUCUGUGGAGUGACACAAAGAUCCAUCUGGAUGGAGAUGGGGGCUUCACUGUGAACACAGCAACUCGGACUCAUGUCUUCAAACCUGUGUCGGUGCAGGCUAUGUGGUCGGCCCUGCAGGUGCUGCACAAGGCAUGCGAGGUGUCACGUAGGCAUAACUACUUCCCUGGAGGCAUGGCUCUCACCUGGAUGGGCUACUAUGAGAGCUGCAUUGCUUCAGAGCAGAGCUGUAUCAACGAGUGGAACACCAUGAAGGACUUGGAGACCACACGGAUGGACUCACCCACCAUGUUUGUUGACAAGCCUUCAGAGAGAGAGAGGACAGGGUGCCUUAUUAAAGCCAAACUCAGAAGCAUCAUGACGUGCCGGGACCUCGAGAACGUCACCAGCAAACAAAUCCGUACAGAGUUGGAACAACACAUGAACUGUAACCUGAAGGAGUACAAAGAGUUCAUCGACAACGAGAUGCUGCUGAUCCUGGGCCAGAUGGACAAACCCACACUCAUCUUUGAUCACGUCUACCUGGGAUCUGAAUGGAAUGCAUCUAAUUUGGAGGAGCUGCAAGAGUCAGGGGUGGGCUACAUCCUCAACGUUACCAGGGAGAUAGACAACUUCUUUCCAGGCACAUUUUGUUAUCACAACAUACGCGUCUAUGAUGAAGACGCCACUGACCUGCUGGCUCACUGGAAUGAGACGUACAACUUCAUUGUUAAGGCAAAAAAGAACGGCUCCAAGUGUCUAGUUCACUGCAAGAUGGGCGUGAGUCGGUCUGCCUCCACCGUCAUCGCUUAUGCCAUGAAAGAGUUUGGCUGGUCCCUAGAGAAGGCUUACAACUUUGUCAAGCAAAAGAGGAGCAUCACACGACCCAACACUGGCUUCAUGAGGCAGCUGGCCGAAUACGAGGGCAUCUUGGAUGCUAGUAAACAGCGUCACAACAAGCUCUGGCAUCCAGAUGCAGACUGUGAGAUGGCAGAGGGGCAGCAGGGGAUGUCUCAGUGUUGUGGAGUGGAGGAGGGAGGCCACCUGACUCCAGAGCCGGGGAUGUCUCCCUGCUGCGAGGAGGCGCUGUCUGAUAAGGGGGCUGCAUUUCCCGCCCUACGCAGGACUGUUGCACUGGAGAUUGACCCUGCCUACAACAACUACUAUUUCCGCCGGCUCUCGGACUCAGCGCUGGACAGCGAACCGUCAACACCUGUGCGCGGCCCACCUCUUCUCGGGAUGGAAAAAGUCUUUAUAGAAAUCGAGGAUGUGGAGCGGGACGCUCUGCUGGAUGAUGAGGCCUUUGAUGGGCGUGAAGGCCUGCCACUCCCCAGCUUUGGGCCUACAGCAGAGGGGACUGCUGCCCAGACAUGUUCUCAGCGCCCUGAGCCUCUGGAGGAGCUGCGUCUGAGGCUGGAGUUCAGCACAGUGGAGGAGGAGGAUGAGGAGGAGGUGCGAAAGGAAGAGGCAGAGAUGGAGGUGCUCAUGCAACCAGAUGAUGGAGGAGGUGGGGAUAGUGGCGGUAGGGAGGAAACGCAAGAUGUGGAGGUAGAAGGGGAUACAGAGGGUAAUGGGAUGGACCUGGCAACCCUAAAUGAAAACUCCAACAAUAACAACCAUAUGAGCACUCCACGUGUCCUCAAUGAAAAAGCGUCCUCUCUCCCCCCUCAAGCUUCUGCAUUGUCCUGGAGGGAUUCUAAGUCCAAGCUGAAAGAAGACUAUCCACCCCUGGUUUCUAAGCUUUGCCUUAAACCCAGUUCUCCUGAACUUAUAAGUGCUUCAUUCCCGCUAUCCAAUACCUCUUCUGAAGGCCUCACAUCUUCAGUGGGACUGCUGCGCCCCUGUGGCCCUCUGUGUGACUGUGCCAACUGUGCUGCCUCCCCACCCACAGCUCUACUCAACAGAGAGAAGCAGUCAGGAAACUCACUGUACUUACUGGAGCCGAAGGACGAUGGUGACUUAUUGAAAGUAAAGAAUGAGAGUCCGAAAAGUAAAUCUGAAGCUGCCUCAGAGGCUCUCCCUGAGCUGAUGAAAAUGGAUUCUGAGGAAGAGAACCUCGCCAUGGCUUGCUACAUUGGCCAACAGCAGGAGACCCUGUUGCAGCUGCAGAGGUCUGGGCUGGUCCGCCGACGUGCAGAGAGACUAGAGAGACUUUCAGGUUUAUCCCAGGAGAGCUUACCUUUGCACACAUGCCAAAGGUCCAAAAACAGCCCUUUUCACACUAAGGAGGAGGAAGAGUUGUCUGGCUUCCCUAAAUCUUCUACACCAUGCCAAGUGCGGUUAGAGCCACUGGUGGUGCCACUGAGCAAUGAAGCCUUGUUGGGGGUAGUGGGGUCUGGGUUGCUCACACCCACUUCCUCGCCUCAUGGCUCCACCCUGACACGCAGCUCCAGCAGUGACAGUCUGCGCAGCGUGAGGGGAAAACCUGGCCUCGUGCGUCAGAGGGCACAGGAGAUCGAGACCCGCAUGCGUCUGGCAGGCCUAACAGUUUCCUCGAGGCUGAAGCGGUCCAACUCGCUGGCCAAGUUGGGCAGCCUCAACUUUUCCUCAGAGGACCUGUGUUCAGCCUGCUCCUCAGAUGCAGGAACACUACUGCUCCUCUCGCUAUCCCCAGAGCCAGACCCCGGACUGGAAUGGGACUCCCCCACCACUUCUGCUCUGCCUCGGCCCUGCAAGGACCUGCACACUCCAGAGCGAGCAUUACCAGAUGAGCCCAGAAGCUGACAUAUCAAGUGGAGGUUAUAUACACUCCACUAUCCCCUCAUCUGGGGCUGGAGAAUUGAGUCAAAGGAAACUAAUGAAAACAAAAACACAAUGCCAACUAUUGUUAUAAGGAGUGUUACACUCUCCUUUGCCACAUUGUUUCUCGAUCUGCUGUUCACAGUGAUGAAAGUCAUAUUGCUGUAUCUGACAUGUGUGUAAAGCCAUCAGUGCACCUCUAACUUGACUCAUGGACAAACAAGUGCCUUACGUACAAGACCAGAGGCACAGAGCUGUGUGUUGGACUGCUGGAUGAGACAGUACAAGGCGCUCCAUAACCUUUAACUUCACAGCUGUUAGUACCUGAUAUGUACCAAAUUAUGGUAUCCAUUGGCACUUAAAUUAUUUUUACCUGUCUGGUACAAAGUGGUAGCCUACAUUGAUGAACUUCCCUCAAUGGAGCAAAGUGUUAAUAAAUGUAGAGUUGUUUACCGCACAGUUUAUGUUUUAGAUGCUCGAGGGUUGUAAA